Molecule: messenger RNA, 2936 nt
Organism: Seriola dumerili (greater amberjack)
Lineage: Eukaryota; Metazoa; Chordata; Actinopteri; Carangiformes; Carangidae
Product: testis-expressed protein 264-like
Exons: 4
Coding region: 696-1625 (309 amino acids)
Biological process (GO): reticulophagy; protein-DNA covalent cross-linking repair
Cellular component (GO): endoplasmic reticulum membrane; autophagosome membrane; replication fork
Source: RefSeq, a predicted model, not a curated record
UUCGUUGUAUUUAUUACUUUUUGUAAUAUCCAUAAGAUUCAGUCACAAAUUUUUUUUCAGAGGUCACUAUUGCAAUUCUUGAACACUAACUCACAAAAAGCAAUUUCACAUUUAGGAAGUAACAUUCUUACACAUAUGCACUGCACGGUUGUGUGAUGAAUAUUAAUUAUUAGCCAAAUAUGGUAAAUUAGUGUCUCACGCAAGACGUGUUUCUCAUGACUUUGCACAUUGAACUGUCUGACCUGUUGUUACGUUCACAGAUUUUAACUGUCAUUCAGAAUAAGUUACAAACAUUUGUGUCAAUAAUGUAGGUUACUCGAAAUGCCAAAGUUGGCACGAACUUAUCAAAUGACCUAUCCAUGUAUAACUUUACACUCAUAUACUACCCCGGAAGUGUUAUGGACUGAAUUAAAACAAUGUGUUUCACAUGGACAUGCUUUGUUUCUACGAAUUUGAUAUACUUAGUCCUAGUGAAAUUCACCCCGUUGGUCGGCGAAAAUGGUACCUUCCAGGAAGUCCUGAGCGGCGUGUAAUCUUCAGUGCUUUAUCGUUUAGUGAAAUAAAUCUAAACUCAGUUCGACUACACAGCCAGUGCUGGCUGAAAACAACAUAACAGUCUUUUAAAAAUGUUAAACUGCGUUGUGUGUUCAGAAGCAGUUGAAUAACGGUACCAGCUCCGCCUGUUAGCAGCUAUCAUGCCAGACUGGGUCAGUCUGUGUGCGCUCAUCAGCCUGUUGUUAAGUCUUUUAACAGUAGCUGCUUACAUCUUGUACUCGGGACUCCUCUCAGACAUUAUUGUGCUAACCGGCUCUCCUCCCAUGAAGAAGAUUACUUUCGCCUACAAAUUUAAAGAGGGACCGUACAAAAACUGUGGACAACUUUUUAAGGAGUCUCACAGUAUUGGACCAAAGCUUUCAUGCAUCGGAGUGUAUUAUGAUGACCCUAAAAAGGUGCCUGGACCACAGUGUCGCUAUGCUGUCGGCAGUAUUCUGAGCGAAGGCGAAAACAAGGCCGAUGAGGAGCUUCUAAAGCGCUAUGAGACAUCUGGCUUUAAUGUCUUCUCCUUUCCCGAAGUCACACAUGUGGUCACUACCUCAUUCCCCCACAGGACGUUUUUCUCUAUUCUCCUGAGUGUGAGGAGAGUCUACCCACGGCUGGAGCUCUACAUCAAGGAAAGGAGGCUGUGUGCACACCCGUUCCUGGAGAUCUACCGGGACGGUCAGAUCCAGUUCAUGGCCCCCUUGGCUCGACAGGGAGAUUUCUAUGUACCUGAAGUCCGGCAGGUAGAAAGACGGCUCUCAGAGGAAUUGCACAGUGACACGGAAAUCUCAGGUGCAGACUCAAACAGUGAAUACAGCUCAGGGAGUGGGGUUCUCCUGUCAGACAGCAGAGAGACGUCCCUGGCGGCCUCCUCUGUCCACUCCUCUGUGCUUACCCAGGAUCAAGGGGAUAGAGACUACAGAGGCAGAAGCUCAGGGGGAACUUCAUUUAAAGAACUGGACUGGGGGGAGCAGGAUGGUGGACAGCAGGAAGAGAGAGAAGAGUGGCCUCAUGGAGACUCUGACCAGAAGAGCCCGGAGGUUCCCACUCAGGAGUGGUGGGGUGUCGUUGGAGGGGAGGAGUGAGAAAUUCAGUCAGACAUAUUGGUUAAGAAUGAGAGAAUAAAGAGAAUGGAGGGUGAUACUCUUUAUUUCUCUUAUUGUUUACAUAUCCCAUGAAAAGACCAAAACCAACAACGUGUUAGUCAGGUUCUCAAUACGCACUGCCUUCACUACCCUGAGAGCCCGUUCUCUCCCACAGAAGAGGUUCAUUUUUAAAAACAGCAUAUGAAUAUUUGAUUUUGUUUCAAGAUAAGAUAUUUCCUAAAACAGCUGGGCACUGAUGUAGUUUUUAGCAAAUAUUAACUAAACUGGAGUAAAUCAAAUGUGGAUUAAUCCACAUUAGGUUUGCUACAGUGGUUUCGGCAGCAGGAUGGUGUAUGCUGGAUCAAUUGUGCAGUGGAGGUGUAUGGCCGAGGAAUAAGCAAUAUCAGGCUUUGGCUAUGCACACAAUUUUGUUAAUUCAUUGUUCAUUUUGGUCUUUUCAUGAGGAUUUCUUUGACGAAAAAAAAAAUAUGGAAUAACACCAGACUCCUCCUUGAAUCCUUCAAUCGCACAGUUUUAAGACGAAAGUGAUACAAUCUGUUCUGAAAACAGAAAACAGAACAUAAUAUUCAGGUAGCCUGAGUUUCUUGAGACAUUUUUACAGAAGGGAUGCCGCUUGUCAAAAUUAUACGAGAUGACUGAACUGAGUGUUUGUCAGCCAAAGCAUUUUACUUGAAUAUCUUAAACCGCUGAUAUUUUCUCUCUCUAUUUGAAAGGAUCAAAGCUGUUGUGUAAUAAGGAGGUCUUUAUUUUGCUGGACUGCAGCUAACCAUAGCCUGCAUUUCUAAUGAGGUAUUUGUUAGAGGAUUGUAACACAAAUAUAAAUAUAGGGAAUUCUUUUCAUUUCAAGUAUAUUUGGUGAAUUGUUUACACAGGACCUCAAUGUGAUUUAUUAAUAACAGACACAAGGCAUUGAAAUUAGUAUAAGCACAUAGAAAGUAAGCACAAAGUGUUCUUCACUGUUUUUGUUUUUGUUUUCUUCUGAGCAUUUGAACACCUUGUUAUGAAUUUUAAAAUGUGUAUUUUUGUAUUUUUACCAGGUUGUGUGUUGGCAUCGCUCUGUUGUUGAUUUCCAAAGAUAAAGGUGUGAAUGAAUAUAAUAUGAUUACCUUCUUACUGUAGUCCUCCUGACUACCUCUGAGAUUUAAGACAUGAUUAUGGUGAGUGUGCAGUCAAGACAAGUGGGCUUACCAUUAAUAUUCAUCUCACUAUGACUGAACCACUCUACCUUGUAUUUACAGUGACUCUACAUCUAGCCUCUGGCAUUCUUAAACCCCCCCCCCCACACACACA